AUGGAUGAUCAUGAGAUCAAACGCCUGGGACAGAAGCGUGACCUAGGACCUCAUGCAUUCGAAGAUCAUAUGCCCGAGCAUAUACAUACCCUCCUGGCCGCCGAAGACCACAGCAACGAUCUACCAAAUGUGAUUCCCAAGCUCGCCCAGCUACUCCAUCACGACAAGAAAGUUGCGGUUGCGUACCUCUGCUAUCAGGGUGUCGUACAGAUCCAUAAGCUACCGGACGAAGGCCCUCAUUUUUGCGGGUACAGGAACCUCCAGAUGAUUUGCCUUUCAUUAGCUACGAACACCUCUGUCUCCAUCAAGGCAGAAGUGCAGCAGGACUUGGGUCGAAAGCUUACGGUUCUUGGAUUGCAGGACCGUAUAGAAGCAGCCUGGGACCGUGGCUUCAAUCCUCAUGGUCGCAUUCAGACCGGUGGCAUCAGAGGGGCAAGAAAGCACAUCGGCAGCUCGGAAGCCGAAGCUCUGCUCCUGAGCAUGGGUGUCGAAUGCACCGGCUCUGCUUUCACAGGCUCGACCGCAUGGUCUGACCUCUUGAACUUCGUGGAGAAGUACUUCAACCCCAGCCCAACGGACUUUUCAUCUGGGCAACAAGCCAACGUGCAUAUUACGGACCGCCCGCCAUUAUUCCUGCAGAGACCUCAGCAUUCUAUCACCAUCGUCGGCAUUGAACGUUUAGCUUCGGGCAAGAGGCGAUUGUUCGUCUUCGACCCGGCUUGGAAGCCUCCUGCUACUAUGCGAAAGGCUCAGCUGGACGAUGCUGAUCUGAAGGGAUGGAGGAGGAAGUAUGUUUUUGGGAUGUACAGGAAGGGAGAGAGAUAUUUGAGGAAGUGGAAUGAGUUUGAGGUUGUUAGUGUGCAAUGCACCAACGAUACUGCAUGA
This is a messenger RNA of Recurvomyces mirabilis, 885 nucleotides long. RefSeq lists its product as uncharacterized. The coding region runs from base 1 to 885 and encodes 294 amino acids. The transcript has 2 exons. The record is from RefSeq and is a predicted model, not a curated record. NCBI's taxonomy places the organism in Eukaryota, Fungi, Ascomycota, Dothideomycetes, Mycosphaerellales, Teratosphaeriaceae.